CAUGCCUUGGAGUCCUCUAUUCUAAUAGAUCAAACCCAGCAGUACCCUUCGACGUGCUUUCUCGCAGAAGCCUGCUCACGUCCGGAUGUAGUAUUCUAGCUCCCGGAAGUGACGCAAAAGAAAUGGAGUUGGGGCGGAAGUGGUGUCACUCCACGACUCCAGGAGCUCUAGGUGAGCUUUUGGUUCUCUAUCAAAAGAGCCGCGCUGGGGAAAAACUGAAAUUUAGCGCUACCUGAAUUCUCCGUCGAAUGGUACCCGUAGAGUGGACAUGACGGGGAAGAAGUCCUCGCGGGAGAAGCGGCGAAAACGCGGCCGGUCGGAAACCGCGACGUCCACGGCCCCGACACCUGCGAGCAGAGAGCGACGGAAGCGGAGAAGCAUGGACUCAACGAGUCUCCCUCUUUCCCAACCACAGGAAAUGAAAUGUCCAUUGCCAUCUGUGGAAAGAGAGAAAGAGAAAGAAAUAGAGGAACCUAGUGAUAUUGAAGAAGGUGGAUUAGACCUCACUGUAUCACUAAAACCAGUUAGCUUCUACAUAGCAGACAAGAAAGAAAUGCUUCAGCAGUGUUUCUAUGUCAUAGGAGAGAAGAAAUUGCAGAAGAUGCUUCCUGAUGUCUUAAAGAAUUGUUCAAUAGAUGAAAUUAAAAAACUCUGCCAGGAACAGUUAGAACUUCUAUCAGAAAAAAAACUCUUGAAGAUUCUUGAAGGUGAGAAUGGGAUCGACUCUGAUACGGAAGAAGAGGCAGAUGAUGGCUCUAAGAUGGGAUCAGAAUCAGUCAGUCAGUAUUCCUGCAGUCCCUGUGGCCAGGAUAUUUUUUUCUCCGAGGCUUUACCUGGACUUCUUGUGGGGUCGGUAUCCUCUCCGGGUUUUAGCCCCUGGGCGUCUCUCAAACCAAGACAAGACAACAGUGUAGAUUCUACCUCUUCACUGAGGGAGAACAAGCAGUCUGAAGGUUUAGAAUUAAAACAAGGCAAAGGUGAAGAUAGUGAUGUUCUCAGUAUUAAUGCUGAUGCAUAUGACAGUGACAUAGAAGGACCAUGCAAUGAAGAAGGAACUGUGCCAGAUAUACCAGAAAAUGUUAAAAGUGAAGCUGGUCAAAUAGAUGAUCUCCAGAAGGACAUUGAAAAAAGUGUGAAUGAAAUACUGGGAUUGGCAGAAUGCAACCCGAAGGAGUCUAAAGCAGCAGCACUGACUGUUCCUCCCUCAGAAGAUGUUCAGCCGUCAGCACAGCAGCUGGAACUCUUGGAACUUGAAAUGAGGGCCAGGGCAAUUAAAGCCUUGAUGAAAGCUGGUGAUGUUAAAAAAAUAGCUUAAGGUUAUUUCAUUUUAUUAAGCUUUUGUAUUUCCUUGAAGGGAAUAAUGUCAGUUUAUUUUAGUUGUAAAAUUAUUUGUAUUUUAUGUGACAUUCCUCAUUCAAUCCAAUUUUGUGAAGUCUGAUCUUUGGCCCAAAAUGCUUAUGGUUCUACUAUGAGAUUUUUAUUUUUUAUUUGUGACUUAUAAAGCUGGAUUUUUUUUUUUUUUUUUUUUGAUACUUUGCUAGGUCAGUAUUUAUUUGAGCCUAGUUAUUUCUUGGCUUCUAUUAACAAAAGGUCCCAGAUUACAUACAUUUAAAUCUAAAAUAUGGAGUAAUGCUUUACAAAAAUAAAAGCCAAGUAGGUUGCCUUUAAAUUUGCUUGUACUUUUUCAGUAAAAAGUGAAAUUGUUUUCCUUUGAACUUCGUCAUAAUUAAAAAAAAAUUCAGUUUUGUAUAUGCACUUUUAAGAAUAUAGUGUCUUGAAGAUGCCUUUUAUUGCUUCUUGAAAUAUUCUAGUGGUGUUGGCAGGCUUACUUUUCAUCGGGUCCAAGACCUUAAGAAUAUGUAUCUAUUGGUUAAAGUUGAAGAACUUUAUAUUUUGGACAAUUAAAUGCAUACUAAGAGAUCUCCAGUGGCUGAGGAGGAGCAUUUUUACAUAGCAACAUAAAUCAUUUUCCAACAAACAAACCACUUUAAAAGGUGGACACUCAAGAAGUAAAAGAAAAUACUGUUCCAAAUUUAAUCUGGGAGGUUUUUUUUUGAAGCUCUGAUAUGAUGACUCAUUCAAUUUAAAAAAAAGGACUGCUGUUCUGGAGAUGACUUUUUGAUACUUUGCCAAUAAUAAAGUUGUUUCAUAUCAGUGUGGAGCACUUUAAUCACCUAAUAAUGUAAUAAUUGUCCUCUAGUUUUAUAGCAUGUAUAAGAAAAUUAACACCUUACAUUUUAUUUUGAGGAUAUUUAUUUUUCUUUAGCAAUACUUUAAAAUUUUAAUACCAAGUCUAAUUUGGGAGACGCAGCUUAAACUAAAUCCAUUUUUACUGGAGUAGACAUAAUACCUUAAUUUUUAUACUUGACUAUAAAUAUGGUAUUCAUGAAAAAUUUUCUAAUAGCAGAAAACAUAUGGAGCCACAUUUUUAUUAUGUAGCUUAUUUAUUGUAUAUUGGUAUUGAGUUGAUUUCCUAUGGAAAUAGUUGACACUUAGGAAAUAUUUACAUUAUACAUAUUCUUUAUUUUUUUGGUUCCUCAAUAACAAUUUUUUAAAAUCCCCGACUGAUUCUAAACAGUUAUUUUUAGAUUGGCUAGUAUGGAUAUUAAUUUGAAUAAUAAGAUUGCCAUUGUUAUUGCUUUAAGGUGAAAUAACAUUGAUUAUGUUGAUGUAAUCUUUUUUCUUCACUUUGUAAAACCAGAUUAAGUUAAAUACUAAGGUAAUAAUAGUUUGUGCAAAAUGAACUUUUUAAAAAAUCUUAUCAAGUUAUUAACUGAGGAAAAUGAUAGUAAAUUAAUAUUACUACAGCAAGAGCUAUGGCAGUUUGAGUGAUUCAUGGAUGACAAAAAUGACCACUUUUAAGGAUCAUAAUUUUAAAUUUAUAAUAUGUUAUUUACUGUGAUUGGAGGACAUUGGAGUGGGUAAAUAUGAAGUAGAAUGAAAUGAAUAAAUGAGAAGUAGGCAGAAUUAUGUCUAAGACAAAUAGAUUCUCUAGUGAACAGAAAAAAAAGCUUACUUUAGAAAUAUUUUAAGUAAUAGAGAAAGUUCAGUAGAGAUCUCUGGUGCCAUAGAAAAUCAAUUGAUGAUUUAAUAUUGAGCACCCGAUAUGUACCCAUCUUUGUAAAGAAAUUUAAACAUAGGCAUAUUACAAUAAACAUUUAACAUGGCAUAUGUAGACAAAUAACAGGAGUUCUUAUUCCUUAAAGAUUAAGAAAAACCCACUUAUGUGAAAAGUUUCAAUGUAUCUCCCCCUUUUUUUUAAUAGAUGACUUUAUAUAUUAAGUCCUUUGUAUUCAUUAACUCAUAAUGAUCCUUAACAAAAACUCAGGGGGUCAGCUAGGUGGCAAAAUAGAUAGAGGAUUGGCCCAGAAGUCAGAAUCUGAGUUCAAAUGUGGUUUCAGACUCUUAACACCUACCUCAUGCAAAAAUAAUAAUAAUAAUAAUAACUAAGUAGUUGUUUGUUUUUGGUCUGGAUAUGUGAUUUUAUCAAUAAGAGAACCUUUAGUAUAAAAUCAUCUCCUUUGAUGCAGAUCAGUAACUUUUCUCUAACAAGGUCUUGUAGUGCUUGGUGCACUAAUGAGCUAAUUGGUUAUCAAUAUCUUCUUGACUACAAGACCAAACCUCUUUCCACCCUUAAAAGUUAGUAGUUCAAAUAGUUUUGUCAUCUUUUUAUGAAAAUUGAAAUGGCCCUAGAGAAGUUGUGAAUUGUCCAAAAACAUAGAGGUAUUACAAAAUAUCAGAGCUGGGCUUCAAACCCAAGUAUUCUAAUUCCACUGUAUGCUUUCUUUCUUAAGCUGAGUUGAUUUGCUGUCUGUAGGGUAAUUGUCCAGGCAAAUUAAUUAGCAGUUAAACAAACAAAUUACUCCCAAAUUUAUUCAUACUAAUUUAUUUUAGUAGUUUGAUCAAACUUUCAUUUGACUUAAUAACUAAACAUUUUAAAAUUACAUCUCUUUUUUUUAUUAAUAACUUAACAAACUUUAACAUUUUAAUUAAAAGAACAUUUUAUAUGAAACUUAGCUUAUGGGUUAGUAUGGAAAUAACAUAGUGUGACAGAUAAAGAAUCAGUCUCUCUGAGCCACUGAGCUUAGUUCAUCUCCUCCCUCUGCAUUACUAGUUUGGUGACUCCUUGACAAAUCACUUAACUUUUCAGUGUUCUUAAGAAAAUCAUAAGAACUGUAGGUUACUGAUAAUAUGCUGAAAUGCAUUUCUAGAGAGAGCAUCCUCAUGCAGAUCAGUUUUGUAUAUCAAUAAAAUCACAGUUUCAGCCCUUAUCUAUUUAAUAUUAUAGUAGCAAAAAUGGUCUGCCAGCUAUUAAUUGUUGAUGGGCUAUAUGCGCCAAUAAAAUAUCUCAGGUAGCAGAUCUUAGUGUCCUUCAGAACUUCCCAUCCACUCACUCUGAAAAUAGCACAAACGGUCCUAAAAUCUUCUUGAAAAGUAUAACCCCAGAACCCUUAACAUUGAAAUAAUAAGCUUCCUCCCCCCAUUUAUCAUAAGAACUUACUUUUCAUAACUGAUUUUGUUUUUGUUUGUUUUUUUAUUUUUAAAUAAAAUUUGGGCUGAGCAUUUUCAUUCCUAUCACAGAUUAUAGGCAGGACAGAAACUGAGGCAAGAAAUUCUAAGGUCAAAUAAUUUUUGAAUUGCUUUGGUAAUAAAGCUGACUCAUUUAUUAAUGUCUGGUUAGAAUCAAUAAUGCAAGGUACUUAGAAAUGAUUGCCUAAUAAUUUUGAAAAUUCUUAUUUCUGUUUCACCAUGAAAAAUGAACUUAGAUAUUUUAAUUUGAGAUUUUAUUUUAUAAAAGUAUUGAUCAAGAGACUUGAACUAUUGAGCUAUUAAAUAAGUGUGAUUGUUUUAUAAA
This is a messenger RNA of Sarcophilus harrisii (Tasmanian devil), 4855 nucleotides long. It is a transcript of the gene CAAP1, whose product is annotated as caspase activity and apoptosis inhibitor 1. Lineage: Eukaryota; Metazoa; Chordata; Mammalia; Dasyuromorphia; Dasyuridae. The coding region runs from base 269 to 1315 and encodes 348 amino acids. The transcript is spliced from 7 exons. The record is from RefSeq and is a predicted model, not a curated record.